Cynara cardunculus var. scolymus (artichoke) is the source of this 1192-nucleotide messenger RNA. Its product is annotated as aquaporin-5-like. The transcript has 3 exons. Gene Ontology annotation, molecular function: channel activity. The record is from RefSeq and is a predicted model, not a curated record. The coding region runs from base 18 to 968 and encodes 316 amino acids. Lineage: Eukaryota; Viridiplantae; Streptophyta; Magnoliopsida; Asterales; Asteraceae. Gene Ontology annotation, biological process: transmembrane transport. Gene Ontology annotation, cellular component: membrane.
AGGAGCUCUUUUAAGUGAUGGCAACAAAUGGUGGGCAAGUGGUGGUUGAUGAAGAAAGCCUUUCUUGUGCGAAUAGAGUUCAACCCUUCUCAUCCACACCUAGGAUAGAGCCAUGGGAAGUUGAUCAAAGAAAGAAGGGAUCAGAUUCUCUUACUUUGGGAGAUAGGUUGGGUUUGGAGGAUCUUUAUUCCUUGAAUGUUUGGCGGGCAUCGGUUGGAGAGUUACUUGGCACGGCUGUUCUAGUGUUCAUGUUAGACACAAUAGUCAUUUCAUCGGUUGAGACCCAAACGAAAACACCAAAUGUUUUAAUGUCCAUCCUGAUUGCCAUCACCAUCACCAUCCUUCUCCUAGCGGUUUGCCCAAUUUCAGGUGGACACAUGAAUCCAGUCAUAUCCUUCUCAGCAGCCCUUGUUGGUCUCAUUUCCCUCUCUCGAGCCUUCAUCUACAUACUUGCACAAUGUGUGGGUGCUCUACUUGGUGCACUAGCUCUUCAAGCUGUUGUGAGCACCAACAUCGAGCAGACUUUUGCACUCGGAGGGUGUACUAUUGGCCCAAUCGGACCAAUGGGCAUGGAAACGAGCCAAGCCCUUUGGCUCGAAAUAAUUUGCACUUUCAUCUUCCUUUUCGCUUCUAUUUGGAUGGCAUACGACCAUCGGCAAGCAAAGGCUUUGGGGGGUCAUGUUAUCGUGUUCUCGGUAAUUGGAAUUGUGUUGGGACUUCUUGUGUUUAUCUCGACGAGUCUAACAGGAAAGAAAGGUUAUUCUGGUGCAGGGAUGAAUCCAGCGAGAUGUUUGGGACCAGCCAUGAUUAGAGGAGGUCAUUUAUGGGAUGGCCACUGGGUGUUCUGGGCAGGCCCUACCAUCGCUUGCAUGGCGUUUUAUGUCUACACCAAGAUUAUUCCAACUAAUCAUUUCCAUGCCAAUGGUUACAGACAUGAUUUCUUCAAUGUUUUGAGAGCCUUGAUUUGAUAUGAUAUGUCAUCAUUAAUCUUGUAAUUUGACUAAUGCUCUCAAAUUAUUAAAUAAUUACCUAUAAUUAAUUAAAUAAUGUAUCAAAUCCUCUCAACAUUAAUUAAUUAAUUUCCUAGUGAUCAAAAUUAAGAAUUGUUUUUCUUUCUUUCUUUUUGGUUGUCAUUUGCUUGAUGUUAUGUGAUGUAACAUGAUAUGUAACUUUUGUAAUUUUUAUGAUAAAU